AUGGAAGACAAUGACAUCAAAACCAAUGUACUGCAAGUAACAACUGCCGUAGACAAUCCUGUACUUGACUUGCAACGCUACAGCGAGCUCUCAAGGGUCCUACGCGUCACUGCUUGGAUUUACCGUUUCAAAGAAAACACUGGCGCACUGAAGGAAUUGUCUAACUACCUUUUAACGGCAGAACUCAAAAGAGCGGAACAAUACUGGAUAAAGGUCACACAAAAAAAUGAAUUCUCGGGAGAACUUCAGAGCAUACGAAAUGGAAGGCCGCUGAGCACGUCAUCGAAACUAAAAGAUUUGACACCUUUCAUAGAUGACGUCGGAGUUUUACGCGGGUUCGAAGCUGUCGAAUCCAACACCAGAGGUGUGUGUCUGACCCUCAAGGAAGGCUACACUUUUGACAGCCUCCCCCACGAAAUUCGCCUGGAGCGGUGUAAGGUGCGUGCUGUUGUGCCAGGACGCGCUCCGCUUUGCCUGCGCUGCCGUCGUACGGGCCACAUCAACCGGGACUGCCGUGUCCCCCGAUGCUCCGACUGUCAUCGCUUUGGCCAUAAGGCCGACUACUGUGUCAAGACCUACUCGUCGAUGCCCCGCGACCGCAAGGUGGACGACCAGUUAGACUUCGUGAUGAACGACGCCGAACCGGAGGAAGCGGUCGGUGCUUCUGGGCCGACCGUACUUUCGCCGUCCGACGGCGGGGGGUCGGUCACCCCAGCAGACUUCGAUCAUCUGGCCGCACCGGCUGGAAGAACCAGCUCCGAGCCUGUGCCGCAAGGCGCGAAGGCGACAGGCGCGACGACGGAGGAGCCAUAUGCUCAAGAGCAAGACCACAGCCAAAGCGACGGAAUUGCCCCGAGGAGAAGUGACGACGGUACUCUUAGUCGCGACCCCUCGACUUCAGCGCCAGACGCGGACGUUGAGAUGGGCCAAGUAAUCAAGCGACUGCGAGACCCAACGUCAACCCCG
Messenger RNA from Ixodes scapularis (black-legged tick), 966 nucleotides. RefSeq lists its product as uncharacterized. Gene Ontology annotation, molecular function: zinc ion binding; nucleic acid binding. The transcript has 2 exons. The annotation marks the transcript as partial. The record is from RefSeq and is a predicted model, not a curated record. Lineage: Eukaryota; Metazoa; Arthropoda; Arachnida; Ixodida; Ixodidae.